Hordeum vulgare subsp. vulgare (domesticated barley) is the source of this 1803-nucleotide messenger RNA. Its product is annotated as hexokinase-2. Gene Ontology annotation, biological process: intracellular glucose homeostasis; glycolytic process; glucose 6-phosphate metabolic process. The transcript is spliced from 9 exons. Gene Ontology annotation, molecular function: D-glucose binding; mannokinase activity; glucokinase activity. The coding region runs from base 80 to 1567 and encodes 495 amino acids. The record is from RefSeq and is a predicted model, not a curated record. Gene Ontology annotation, cellular component: mitochondrion; cytosol. Lineage: Eukaryota; Viridiplantae; Streptophyta; Magnoliopsida; Poales; Poaceae.
GCACCGAGCGCGCAGCUCGGGACACACGCACGCACGCACGCACGCACACACACGACAGAGGCGCAGGCGGGCGGCGGCGAUGAGGAACAAGGCGGCGGUGGCGGCGGUCGCGGCGGCGGCGGCGGCGGUGGGGGUGGCGCUGCUGGCGCGGCGCCAGAUGCGGGAGGCCAAGCGGUGGGGCCGCGCCGACGCCGUGCUGCGGGGCCUCGACGAGCGCUGCGCCGCGCCGCCCGCCCGCCUGCGCCAGGUCGCCGACGCCGUCGCCGUCGAGAUGCACGCCGGACUCGCCUCCGAGGGCGGCAGCAAGCUCGGGAUGAUCAUCAGCUACGUCGACUCCCUCCCCUCGGGGCAAGAGAAGGGGCUGUUCUAUGCACUUGACCUUGGAGGGACAAAUUUCCGCGUUUUACGUGUUCAAUUAGGAGGCAAGGAAGGGCGAGUUGUGAAGCAAGAAUGUGAAGAGAUCUCAAUCCCGGCACACUUAAUGACCGGGACCUCGCAAGAACUAUUUGAUUUUAUUGCCGCUGCUUUGGCAAAAUUUGUUUCCUCAGAGGGUGAAGAUUUUCAUCUUCUUGAGGGAAGGCAAAGAGAACUUGGUUUUACUUUCUCUUUUCCAGUAAAGCAGUCUUCCAUUGCAUCUGGAACUCUUAUCAAGUGGACUAAAGGUUUUUCUAUUGAUGAAACGGUAGGCGCAGAUGUGGUGGCUGAAUUAAGCAGUGCUCUGGACCGUCAGGGGCUUGAUAUGAAAGUGACAGCAUUGGUAAAUGAUACUAUAGGGACAUUGGCUGGGGGCAGAUAUGAUGACAGUGAUGUCGUUGCUGCUGUUAUUCUAGGUACAGGUACCAAUGCAGCAUACGUGGAACGUGCCAAUGCAAUUCCUAAAUGGCAUGGCCUCCUUCCCAAGUCAGGAGAUAUGGUAAUUAAUAUGGAAUGGGGGAACUUCAGAUCGUCCCACCUCCCUUUGACUGAAUUUGAUCAAGCAUUAGAUGCAGAAAGCCUGAAUCCUGGUGAACAGAUUUAUGAAAAGCUGAUCUCUGGUAUGUAUUUGGGGGAAAUUGUGAGAAGAGUCCUGUUAAAGAUGACUGAAGAAGCUUCACUUUUUGGUGAUGAUAUACCACCAAAACUAAAGAUUCCGUUUAUUCUUAGGACGCCACAUAUGUCAAUGAUGCACCACGACACAUCACCUGAUCUCAGAACAGUUGGAGCCAAACUUAAAGAUGUCCUGGGGAUCCAGGGCACCUCACUUAAAACGAGGCGGCUAGUUGUGGCUGUAUGCGACAUUGUUGCAAAGCGUGGGGCGCGCCUCGCUGCUGCAGGGAUACACGGGGUCCUCAAAAAGCUUGGACGGGACAUCCCCAGUAGCGACAAGCACAGGACGGUUAUUGCCAUGGACGGCGGGCUCUAUGAGCACUACACAAUCUUCAGCGAAACCUUGGAGAGCACCCUGCGCGAGAUGCUAGGGGAGGAAGUAUCAUCCUCCGUCGUCAUCAAGCUUGCGAAUGAUGGGUCAGGUAUCGGAGCCGCUCUCCUCGCUGCAGCUCAUUCUCAGUACCUCGAGGCCGAGGUCUGAGGAGCCAUAGUAGCCUGGAUAUAGAUAUAUGUUGGGUUGUUCCUCAGGAGCAGCGAUGCCGAGUCGUGCCAGCAUCGUGUCUGUGUGUAGCUGGAGCGUCCAUGGAGAGGUGUGUCUCUUAACUAGUAACUGGUAGCUCUGUAACUGUAUAAAUGCAGGAAAACGAUUCUGUCUUCCAGCCAAAAAUUCGGCUCUCAAGUAAUUUCAAACAAGUGAAACAUAUUUUGUGAUCUCAA